GUCGCGAUCGUGGCGCUAGCGAUCGAAAUGGCUGCCAGCGGCCCAGCCAGGGACAAUCUCUUUGCAUUGUAGCUCCUCUCCUUGGAAAUCUGGAAGAAUCACAGAAAUUCUAGCUCUAGAUUGAUCAAUCGAAGCGUCUACCUCUCUGGAAGAAAGACUAGGGCUAGCGCUCCUCGAGGCGCUGGAGAUGACCACCACAUUGGCCAUGGAAGGCGCGAUAGCUGGACAUUCUAGCUCAAAAUCUCGCCAGGAGAUGAGCGGUUGCGAUCUUCGCGCGGUGGCCGCUGCCCUAGAAUUCAAUCCGUCCGUCGAUAUGGCAAUGGUGGCCCGUUGCUGCGCCAUGCGCCUAGCGUCUUCGCGCGGCCUCUCUUCUUGUUCUUCUCCCCGAUCGCCGAUCCACUCGCAGCCGUCUCGAUCGGCGCUGGCGCUCUGUAAUCGGCAUUCUGGAGGUGGGCUGGAGCAGCGUCGAUGCGAUUCGUCUCGAAAUUUCGCCAUCGGGAGCUUUUCUCGAUCGGCAGCUCGUCGGCCGUGUAUGGCUCUCGGCCCCAAGCAUCCAGCGCUGGAAAUGGGAGGGAUUUUCAAGGGCGUGUCGACGACGCAGACGAUCCAGCAGCACAGCUCGGUGGCGGGAGCGCUUCCGGACGAGAAUGAGGAGCAAGGGCUCAUCUCCGGUGGUUCUUUGAGGAGCGACGAUGGCGCUGGUGGUGCUGGACGUGGUGGAAGUGGCGGUGGUGGCGGGGGACAGGGUGAUCAUCAUUCACAGAGUGGAGGAGGAGGAGGUGGAAAUCCAGUUCUUGCGUGGUACAUGAAAUUGCUCGAGGAGAGGCCUGUAACAACGAAGGCAGUGACAGCGGCUAUACUGACUUUCAUGGGCGAUCUAUUCACCCAGCUUGUUAUAGAAAAAUCUGGUGGCAUUGACAUCAAGCGGAUUGUCGUGAUCACAAGUUUGGGAUUGAUGCUCGUAGGCCCUACGCUUCACUUUUGGUACUUGACUUUGAGCAAAGUAGUGAAAAUCGGUGGAGUGAAGGGAACUGGCAUUCGACUUUUCCUUGACCAGCUUUUCUUCUCCCCGCUCUUUAUCGGAGUAUUUUUCAUUUGCUUGCUUACAUUGGAAGGGCGGCCUUCAGAUAUCGGUCCGAAACUAAGCCGGGAUUGGCCAUCAGCAGUCAUUACCAAUUGGAAGUUGUGGGUGCCGUUCCAGUUUAUCAACUUCAUGUUCGUUCCUCAGAAGCUCCAGGUCGGUUUUAGCAAUAUCGUUGCUCUAGUCUGGAACGCCUACCUAUCUUUCGCGACGCACACCGAGGUCGACUCAAAGAGUCACUGAAGAGCUAAGUUUUUGUUGUGAAGAGUUGGAGGUGGUGUGUUGGCCGUUUUUGCAAAGGAGGCCUAACAAGCCACUAACUCACGUGAAUUUUUCUUCAAGUUUUGAGUUGAAUAUACACAUACGGUUUGAUCUUU
Messenger RNA from Selaginella moellendorffii, 1458 nucleotides. RefSeq lists its product as uncharacterized. Lineage: Eukaryota; Viridiplantae; Streptophyta; Lycopodiopsida; Selaginellales; Selaginellaceae. Bases 188 to 1324 code for a protein of 378 amino acids. The transcript has 7 exons. Gene Ontology annotation, cellular component: cytoplasm; membrane. The record is from RefSeq and is a predicted model, not a curated record.